CAAUGUGAUGCGACAAAGCUGAUCGCUCCCCAAAUCACCGUGUGCCCAGAGGAUCAAAUCAUGAAAUCGUGUCGAAAAGCGCAAAAGCCUUUCGAGUGUUCGCAGAAUUUGUUGAGGAAAUGGAUCUCACUUACCGAGUGCGUUUUCGGAAAUCACGAACCGCACACGUGUUGUCGGAGAAAUGAGCUGUGUCGA
Molecule: messenger RNA, 195 nt
Organism: Mesorhabditis belari
Lineage: Eukaryota; Metazoa; Nematoda; Chromadorea; Rhabditida; Rhabditidae
Source: the annotation of a GenBank genome assembly